Colletotrichum graminicola M1.001 is the source of this 1668-nucleotide messenger RNA. RefSeq names its product NCS1 nucleoside transporter. Lineage: Eukaryota; Fungi; Ascomycota; Sordariomycetes; Glomerellales; Glomerellaceae. Gene Ontology annotation, biological process: nucleobase transport; transmembrane transport. The transcript has 4 exons. Gene Ontology annotation, cellular component: plasma membrane. The coding region runs from base 1 to 1668 and encodes 555 amino acids. Gene Ontology annotation, molecular function: nucleobase transmembrane transporter activity. The record is from RefSeq and is a predicted model, not a curated record.
AUGGCCAGAAGGCUUCUCGAAAGGUUUCGAGUUCGUGAUGACACAGAACACGGCUACGAGACAACAAAAUGGAUCAAUCCUGAUAUAGCACCUCUCCCCCCGUCCCGGCGAACCUGGGGCCUGUGGGCCUUCCUCGGGUUCGGGUCCAUCUCCAAUCUCUGUAUCUCAGCUUGGACCGGCGCAGCGUCUCUCUUGUCUCUGGGUCUCACCAUUCCACAGACCAUCGGCCUUAUGAUAAUUGCCAGGGUACUUAUUUGCCUGCUUGUCAUUGGAAAUGGGUGGAUGGGAUCGGAGUGGCAUAUUGGCUUCACUGUUUCUCAAAGGAUUAUUCUUGGUAUGAACGGCGCCUACAUCGGGCAGCUGAUCCGAAUCAUGCUUUCCAUUGUAUGGUAUGGGUCUCAGGCAUGGCUAGGCGGGCUCUGUGUUUCCGCAAUGCUCAGCAGCUGGAGCUACGACUUUUUAAUGAUGCGUAACACGCUUCCAGAGAGUGCUCAUAUGGUGACCAGAGACCUAGUGGGCUUUGUUAUUUUUCACCUCAUUUCAGUCCCCUUUCUUUUCAUCAGGGUUGAGAAAGCGAAAAUACCAGUCAUUAUUGCCAAUCUGAUAGUUUUCGUCGCCAUGAUGGGCAUCACGAUUUGGGCAUGCAAUACUGGCGGUACGGGUCCCUUAUUUGAGACAGGGGCAAAACAGGCUUCCAUGCUUAGCAAGGAAUGGGCUUGGGUUUACGGCAUCAUUGCUUCAGUGGGCAACAUUUCUGCCGGCAUUCUCAAUCAGAGUGACUUUACCCGUUUUGCGCGCAGACAGGGUAUCCAAGUUCCCGGAAUCGUCUUUUCUCUUUUUAUUCCUGGAAUGAUCGUCCCCAUUUUCGCAAUCUUAACGGCCUCUGCCUCAAUGGCAAUUUGGGAGUUGGAGGAACCGAUGUGGAAUCCCUUGACGGUCAUCACACAGUGGAUGAUGGAUGAUUACAACUCACAGUCCCGAGCCGGUGCUUUCUUUUGCAGUCUUGGUUUUGUCCUCGGCCAGGUUGCUGAAAACAUUCUCGGCAACGGAUAUGCUGCCGGCAUGGAUCUCGCAGGUCUCGUUCCAACUUGGAUCACUAUUAGACGCGGUGCGCUUUUGGCAGCUGCACUCUCGUGGGCAGUUCAGCCAUGGGAGUUCUACAAUACUGCGAGCGUUUUCGUAGCCGUGGCAGCCAGCUUUUCUGUUUUCAUGGGGCCGUUGACAGGCAUCAUGAUGACCGACUACUUCAUUAUCCGCCGUCAAAAGAUCGAAGUCAGCCAGCUGUACACUGGCUCAAAAGAUGGUGCUUAUUGGUACUUCUAUGGCUUCAAUUGGAGAGCAUUCGUCGCAUGGGUUGUCUGUUUCGUUCCCGCCAUGCCUGGAAUGAUUGCGGCAGUCAACCCGGGUGUCAGGAUCAAUGAUGGGCUCUACAAGUACUACCUUGGCAACUACAUCUUUGGGUUUCUGGAGGCUGGAACACUCUACGCAAUUUUGACCUUUGCUUUCAAGCCACCGCGACUUGGCUACCAAGACCAUAUCGACAUUUAUGGGGCAUUUGAGGACAACGUUGCCGUCAAAAAGGGUAUGGCGCCGUUUGAAAAUCCAAAGACAGUGAAUGGACCUGUAGAGGUCAUACCAGUAGAUAAAGGAGACAAUACAAGGGCUUAG